Messenger RNA from Phragmites australis (common reed), 1477 nucleotides. Its product is annotated as ASC1-like protein 1. The transcript is spliced from 6 exons. The coding region runs from base 198 to 1121 and encodes 307 amino acids. Gene Ontology annotation, molecular function: sphingosine N-acyltransferase activity. Gene Ontology annotation, biological process: ceramide biosynthetic process. Lineage: Eukaryota; Viridiplantae; Streptophyta; Magnoliopsida; Poales; Poaceae. The record is from RefSeq and is a predicted model, not a curated record. Gene Ontology annotation, cellular component: endoplasmic reticulum; membrane.
GUCACUGUGAGAAAACAAAAAAAAAAGGGUGAAAAAAUCAGUAAAACAGAGGCGAGCGCCGCCACACAGCGCCAGCCCGAUCCCCCCCAGCGAUUUCCAGUCCAGAACCGCCGGAUCGGGUCCAAUCCCAUCGACCUUUCUGCCGCCGCCACCACGGGGCUCCACGGAAUUGGCUUCGAUUCGGCCGGAGCUGGGCGAUGGGGCUCGGGGUAGCGGCGGUGGACUGGGACUGGGAGCGCGAGGCCUACCCGGCGUACGACGACUUCCUCGCGCUCCCCGUCUUCGUCCUCUUCUUCCCCACCCUCCGCUUCUUCCUCGACCGCUUCGUCUUUGAGAGGGUUGCAAGGAGGCUUAUACUUGGGAAUGGAUAUCAGAGAGCUGAUAGCGAAAUGGAAGAAACAAGGAAGAAAAUAAGAAAAUUCAAGGAAUCGGCUUGGAAAUGUGUUUAUUUCCUAUCUGGAGAGCUUUUGUCUUUGUCAGUCACAUAUAAUGAGCCUUGGUUCAGUAAUACCAAAUAUUUUUGGGUAGGACCUGGAGAACAGGUUUGGCCUGAUCAAAAGAUAAAAUUGAAACUUAAGGCUGUAUAUAUGUACGCUGCUGGAUUCUACACAUAUUCCAUAUUUGCACUAAUGUUUUGGGAAACAAGACGUUCAGACUUUGGCGUAUCAAUGUCACAUCAUGUUGCAACUGUUGUUCUGAUCAUUCUAUCUUAUGUGUUCAGAUUUGCUAGAGUUGGCUCUAUAGUAUUGGCAAUUCAUGAUGCAAGUGACGUAUUCCUGGAAGUAGGGAAGAUGUCCAAGUACAGCCAUUGUGAUUGGCUUGCCAAUGUUGCAUUUCUUCUUUUUGUUGUUUCAUGGGUUCUUCUCCGCCUCACAUAUUUUCCGUUCUGGAUUCUCAGAAGUACAAGCUAUGAAGUCUUAUUGACUUUGGAUAAAAAGAAGCACAAUUUUGACGGUCCUAUAUACUACUAUGUGUUCAAUUCUCUUCUAUUUUCACUACUUGUUCUUCACAUAUAUUGGUGGGUGUUAAUAUAUCGGAUGCUUGUGAGACAAAUCAUGACAAGAAAUGUUGGAGAUGAUGUUCGAUCUGACUCUGAAGAAGAAGACGACCAUGAAGACUGAUUGGCACCAUCCUGUUUUCUGUAUUGCAACGAUGCUAGGAGCAUGAACUCCAAUGCCCGAGCUUACGUAUUCUUUUCCUGGACUUCAAGAAUACGUGCAGAUUAUGGGAGGAUGAGCAUUGUUCCUCACGAAAUUCAUUAGAGCCGAGCUACGAUUUGUUCUGUCUCGGCCACCCAUUUACUGUAUUAUGUAUGCAUGAGAAGUCGCACUCCAAAAUCUUUUUCCUUCAGCUGAAGAUCAAAGACCAUAUUCUUUGACUGCUCACUCCGUAGAGACUUGAAGUGUACCAGUGACUAGUACCAAUGUGACAUUCCGGAAAAGACUAGCUUCCGUCGAUAAAUUAUGUAAAUUCUGUA